UGGUGGCGCUGUAAGCGCAAAAUGGACGUUCUAUCGUUAUCGUACGCGCACCUUGACCAAACCAGUUUCGUUCCGAGAUAAAUUACGCGGAAUGACAAGAAACUUUUAAUUAAGCUAUGAACAGUCACGUAUACAAUGUGUUCCGACAGCCAUAAGCGGAGAGAUUUCUUUUGUGCGCCGAUACAAUUCGAUCACGUUACAUUUUCGUUUAAAUAUCAUUUAAGUUAAUUCCACGUCGAUUACGGUUGUAAACAAACAUUACGUCGAUUGAAACAAACUUCGAACUGUUUUUUUUAUUUUCUGUUACUGAAUAAUAUAUUACAUAGAAGCACCAUGGAUAUAAUGGUUAAGUUGAAUGAACAGACUGUGGGCAGGGACAAAAUUAUCAGAUUGCUGCAGUACGGGAGUAGAGCGUAUUGGUAUUACGCUCAGAAUAGCCGUAUCACGCAACAUUCGGCAGAAAUUCUGCGAAGUUUGGAAUACACUUUCAGUUCCUUUAGAAAAUUAUUGCGCCUUGGAAGGUGUCUGGACAGUUUGUAUUCCGCUUUGAAACUGAUGAAAUAUCCCGAUGUAGGCAUAAGGGUUACCUUGACGCUAUCCAGAAUCGCCAAUGCUCUGUUUUUGCUAGCGGAUCAUAUAAUUUGGAUCGGUCGUGUAGGAUUGUUGCGCGUUAACAUAGAAAAGUGGAGCAAAAUAGCUAAUAAAUAUUGGUUGAUGAAUAUCAUUAUGAAUCUUACCAGAGAUUUCAUUGAAAUUAUUAAAAUUUUGGAGCGCGAGGGAAAAGAUAUAUUAAUGAAAACGCCAAAAUUCUCUUCGAAUACUUGGGAACGAUACGAAAUGCUGUUUCAUUUGCGAAACCACAAAGAAGUCGUAAUGGAUACGAUUAAAAAUGGAUGCGAUUUAUUCAUUCCAUUGACAGCGUUAGGUUUCACAAAAUUUUCACCCGGAACCAUAGGUUUAUUCGGUGUCGUUUCAUCGAUCGUAGGUCUUUACACAUUGAUUCAUCCGUUAUGUAAAUUAACGCCACCUUAAAACCUCUGUAUAUAAUGUAUAUAAUGUAUGAUAUAUACAGAACCUUCUAAUUAAUAGUAAAAUAAUUAUAAGUAUUUUUAUAUGGGUCUCAUGGUGUUUUAUGCAUUUUUGACAUUUAAUAUAGUAUUACGGUAUAUAAGUAAUUGUGAUUUCUGAUUUAUCUUUAGAAAAAUUAAAAAAAAAGGCACUUUUCUAAACAUGAAGUAUUUAAUGCGUAGGAGCAGAUAGUUAUUUUAUUCUAGCUGUAUUGUUUAUUUUGAUGAUAGUUUUUUUCAAUCGUUUAAGAGUUAGGAUGAAAACUGCUGGGGUAUGUUUAUACGGAGGGAGACACGAACCAGUUUCCAUGAUUUUUCAGUCCCUUUCGAUGAUCUGAUAAAAGAAUAUUUCCUAUCGAAGUCGAUCAGUAUUUAAUCGAUCAGAAAUUGCAGUUUUCAAUAAAAAAUCACUGUUAUAUUUUUAAAUGGACUUAAUUCUGCUACGCUAUUACCUUCAGAUGACGUUUAAACAAAAAUUAACACUACGGCCUCGCAUUUGAACUAAACAAAUCAACGUAAACACUACGAAUGCUUAUUUGUUCAAUUUCAGAACUUAACGCACAAAAUGAAAGGAAAAUUUGUGCAAAAUGUGUGGAAAUGUACAAAGAGGUUAUCGAAGGUACACGUAAGACUUUAUUACAAAGAAUAGAGCUUCGCAGAAGGUGGAAUGCAGUUCAUUUAAUUUAAUUACUAAUUUACAUGCGCCUUUCUAACAUGCGUGUUUUCAAUUUGGUUUUCUGUAAACUUUUCUGUUGUUUCUAUUGUGCGUUAGGUCUUGGAAGGUUAAUAAAUGUUAUCCAUUUGUUAAUUUGUGUAAUUUUGAAUAUUGUGGCGGUCGAUUCGUGGCAAUUUCUUUCAAUGUGAUCCGAAAGUCACAGCGUAGCAGUUCAUUGAUCGUCGAAAGGGAUUUAAAGAUCGUAAAGACUAGUUCGUGCCUCGCUCCAGUAUUUAGGUAAAAAUUGUAUAUUUUUAUAAAAAUAUAUUUUAGUU
Molecule: messenger RNA, 2057 nt
Organism: Colletes gigas
Lineage: Eukaryota; Metazoa; Arthropoda; Insecta; Hymenoptera; Colletidae
Gene: Pex11ab
Product: peroxisomal membrane protein 11B
Exons: 3
Coding region: 334-1032 (232 amino acids)
Biological process (GO): peroxisome fission; regulation of peroxisome size
Cellular component (GO): peroxisomal membrane
Source: RefSeq, a predicted model, not a curated record